AAAUAGAAAAAAGGGAUCCCAAUGGAAUGCAUUCGAUCUCUAGCCUAGCUUGUGCGCAAGGUUAGAGAGGAAAAUCAAGAAUCUCAUGUUACAAAGUAACAUAGGGAACAUAAAGUUUGAAAAAUGAACCAUUGUACCUUCAAAGCCAAAGAGAAAAUUCAUGCAGUGUGCUGGAAUAUUACUAUACCAUCAUCAUCAUCAUCAUCAUCAUCACCAUCAUCACCAACCAUGACAAGAAGAAAUCAGCAGACCUUCAUUUCAUGGCGGUUUUUGUUUCUUUUCGUUAUCUCCCUUCUGCUAACUACGUUUCCUGUAAGUCAUCAAAUAACGAUCGACGUCGACGAAUCAACAUUCGAAGGAAGUCCUUCAGUGACUACAUCAGAAGAUAAAAUUGAUGAGAAGAGGGUAGUUUUUGAAGGUUGUGGUGGCGUAGCAUCGUCUUCCCAUAUUCCUGUACAACUAAUUAUACAACACGGCUAUGUUAUUAUAGAUAAUGGGAUAGUUCAAAUCACAUUGUCAAAGCCAGAAGGGCAUGUAACUGGAAUAAGCUACAAUGGAAUCGAUAAUGUACUUGAAACUAGAAAUAAUCCUGAUAACAGAGGCUACUGGGAUCUUAAUUUCGAUGUACCUAGACAUGAUUCUUAUAAAAAAAAAAAAGAAUCUAAACAUGAAGACUAUGACAGGAUAAAAGGCACAGAGUUCAGAGUGAUAACAGAAGAUGAAAACCAGGUAGAGCUGUCAUUCCUUAGAUCAUGGGACCCAAGUAUGCAGGGGAAAUACUACCCAAUGAACAUUGACAAAAGGUUUGGAAUGUUGCGAGGUUGUUCGGGCUUUUACUCGUACGGCAUUUAUGAAAGAUUAGAGGGUUGGCCUGUUUCUAACCUUACCGAAACAAGGAUUGCAUUCAAGCUUAGUAAUGACAAGUUUAACUACAUGGCCGUAUCAGAUGCUAGGCAAAGACUAAUGCCAACAGUACAAGACCGGUCAUCGGGUCAUCAGCUAGCUUACCCUGAAGCUGUUCUCUUAACAAAUCCAACGAAUCCUUUGUUUAAAGGAGAAGUGGAUGAUAAGUACCAGUAUUCUUGCGAAAACAAAGACAACAGGGUCCAUGGUUGGAUAAGCUCUGAUCAUAGCGUUGGAUUCUGGGUUAUCACACCUAGUGAUGAAUUCCGUACUGGUGGCCCUCUGAAGCAGGAUCUAACAUCUCACGUUGGGCCUACAGCACUCGCUAUGUUUGUGAGUAGUCACUAUGCUGGAGAAGCUUUAGAGCUGAGAUUUGAAGAAGGGGAGCCAUGGAAGAAAGUUUUUGGUCCGGUACUAAUAUACCUUAACUCGGCUGUUUCCCUUGAUGGCAAGCUCAAUAAUCCUUACCAAGAACUCUGGGAAGAUGCAAAACACCAGAUGAUAGUGGAAGUUGAAAAUUGGCCAUACAAUUUCCCAGCUUCAGAGGACUACCUUAAGUCAGAUCAACGCGGGGCAGUAAGUGGUAAAUUAGUGGUUCAUAAUAGGUACAGCAAUAAAGAGUAUUUUUACGCAAGCUCUGCCUAUGUAGGCUUAGCACCCUUGGGAAAUGCCGGUUCAUGGCAAAAUGAAACCAAGGGUUACCAGUUUUGGACAAAUGCAGAUGCAAAUGGAACAUUUUCUAUAAGAAAUGUGCGCAAAGGAGAUUAUAAUCUUUUUGCAUGGGUUCCAGGUUUUAUCGGUGAUUACAGAUAUAAUGUCAAUCUUACCAUCCUUCCAGGAAGUGAUAUCAAUUUGGGUGUUCUUAUUUUUGAUCCCCCAAGAGAUGGACCUACAAUUUGGGAGAUUGGCUUCCCUGACCGUUCCGCCGCAGAGUUCUUUAUACCUAACCCUGAUCCAAGAUAUAUCAACAGAUUAUAUGUAGAUCACCGGACUGACAGAGAAGGGAAAAUAUUGAGUUCAGUGGAUAAGUUUAGGCAAUACGGACUGUGGAAGAGGUAUGCGGAGAUGUAUCCACAUGAAGAUCUUGUCUACACCAUCGGCUUAAAUGACUACUCGAAAGACUGGUUCUACGCACAAGUCCCAAGAAGGAUAGGAGCCAAAGAAUUUAAAAAAACAACAUGGAAGAUAAAAUUUGACCUUGUAAAUGUGGACCAGACCGGGACAUAUACGUUAUGGGUGGCUCUUGCAUCUGCAACUUAUGCAGAAUUACAGGUUCGUAUCAACAAUGAAAAUGACCACGUCCCGCACUUCACAACUCACAUGAUCGGGAGGGAUAACGCUGUAGCUAGGCAUGGAAUUCAUGGAUUGUACUCGUUAUUUCACGUAAACGUAUCAAGUUCUCGAUUAGUGCAAGGACAAAAUACCAUAUUUUUGACUCAAGCAAGAAAUAACAGUGCUUUUCGAGCAAUUAUGUACGAUUACAUUCGGUUAGAAGGACCUUCAAUGUUGUACAUUUGAUUACAACAAACUCAUUCUAUUUAAUUUUAUUAUAUCAUACUUCUGUAAUUUCAAAUAAUAAGGAAUAGCAAAUCAAAACAUUAUGCUCACUUACUCUAUUAGGAAUUUAGGACCUUCACUAUAACCUACAUUACAAUAUUUGCUUACC
Molecule: messenger RNA, 2569 nt
Organism: Papaver somniferum (opium poppy)
Lineage: Eukaryota; Viridiplantae; Streptophyta; Magnoliopsida; Ranunculales; Papaveraceae
Product: rhamnogalacturonate lyase B-like
Exons: 16
Coding region: 124-2421 (765 amino acids)
Biological process (GO): carbohydrate metabolic process
Molecular function (GO): carbohydrate binding; catalytic activity
Source: RefSeq, a predicted model, not a curated record